UUUUCUUUAGGUGGUCAAGCUUAUAUACCUGUGGAGAAUGUUAUUCCACAAAUAACUGAAUCAUUCGCCAUGGUUUCAUUAAUUGAUGGACAUAGUCGUUUUAUUCCAGAAAAUAAACUUCAUACUGAAGGCAAUUCUCAAUCUUUACUUGUUCAAUCAUCAGGUGAAUUAAUUGACUAUAAUCAAUGGAAUUUAUACGCUAAUCGAGUUAAUCGAACAUGGUAUGGUUUAGAUCCGAAAAUUGGUCAAACACCUAUAGCACAAAUAAAAGAUGGUCGUGUUGGUUUACCAACACAAUAUACAGAUGAAAAGAAUGUUGAAUGAUCCGAUUCAUUAUUAUUAUUAUACCCUUUGAUCUACUGAUCUAUGGACAAUUUGACUUUGUACAUAAAAUUACGAUAUUUGGAAUGUGUUAUUAUGUUGAGAUGAUUUACUAAAAUAUUUAUUUUGUUUGCUGCA
This is a messenger RNA of Schistosoma curassoni, 459 nucleotides long. The record is from the annotation of a GenBank genome assembly. Lineage: Eukaryota; Metazoa; Platyhelminthes; Trematoda; Strigeidida; Schistosomatidae.